AUGGAAGACUACAGCAACGACCCCAAACAUGACCUCACCCCAGAGGCUGCCGCCCUGGCACAACUGGGUCACAAGCAGGAACUCAAGCGGAAUUUCUCCCUGAUUUCUAUGCUGGGUCUUGCCUUUGCCAUCCUCAACACAUGGACGGCCUUGGCAGCUUCAAUUACACUCGCUCUCCCCUCCGGCGGCGCUAGUUCCGUCAUCUGGGGUCUGAUCGUGGCCGGUAUCUGCAAUCUGUGCCAGGCUGCUUCUCUCGCCGAGUUCCUUUCCGCCUACCCCACAGCUGGAGGUCACUAUGUGACUGGGUGGAUCAAUGUAUCCGGCUGGGUUGCUCUUAGUGCCACCGGUGGUUUGCUUGGCAGCACAUUCAUCGUGAACAUCAUUUCGCUGCUUCACCCCGACUAUGAGCCUAAGGCUUGGCAUCAAUUCCUGAUUUACAUCGGCUUCGCUCUCAUUGCCUUGGUCAUCAAUGCUUUCAUGACCAGAAUUCUGCCUCUCUUCACCAAGGCCGCGUUCUUCUGGUCGGUUGCCGGCUUCGUCAUUAUCAGCAUUACGGUUUUGGCUACCGCGUCCCCGGAUUACCAGUCUGGCGAGUUUGUCUACGGCAACUUCAUCAAUGAGGUUGGCUGGCCUGAUGGAAUGGCUUGGCUGCUCGGAUUGCUGCAGGGAGCAUUUGCCCUGACAGGUUUCGAUGCGGUUGCCCACAUGAUUGAGGAAAUUCCGGAGCCACACAAGGAGGGCCCCAAGAUCAUGCUCUACUGCAUCGGCAUUGGCAUGUUCACUGGAUUCAUCUUCCUCACCGCGCUGCUCUUCUGCAUCAAGGACGUCGACGACGUCAUCAGUGCUGCUUACGGUCCGCUGCUGCAGAUCUUCAUGGACGCAACCAACAGCAAGGCUGGCAGUGUGUGCCUCCUCAUGUUCCCCCUCGUCUGCAUGCUUUUCACCACCGUCACCCUGGUCGCCACCAGCACCCGAAUGAGCUACGCUUUCGCUCGUGACAAAGGAAUGCCCUUCAGCAGUGUCUUCGCUCAGGUGCACCCCACUCUCGACGUCCCUAUCAACGCUCUGCUCUGGACUGUGGCUUGGGUCAUCAUCUUUGGCUGCAUCUUCUUGGGCUCUAGCAGCACCUUCAACGCCAUCACAUCGGCAUCCGUUGUGGCUCUUGGUGUCACCUAUGCCAUUCCCCCGGCGAUCAACGUCCUCCGAGGCCGAAAGAUGCUCCCGGAGAAUCGCUCUUUCAGGAUUCCCGAGCCUUUCGGCUGGAUUAUGAACAUUGUUGGAAUCCUUUGGGCUAUCUUGACCACCGUCUUGUUCGUGUUCCCUCCGGAGCUUCCCGUCACCCCUGCCAACAUGAACUACUGCAUUGUCGCCUUUGGCGUCAUUCUCCUCAUUUCGGGCGGUACUUGGGUUUUCGGCGGCCGAAAGACGUACAAGGGACCUGUCGUGGACAUCCAAGGCAUGUUCCACGGCACCGUUGACGGCUUGGAUGGCCUGGAGGGCCUGGACGCCGCUGCGCAGUCGGAUAGCGUGCGUGAGGAUCACUCUGCGGAAAAGAAAUAA
Molecule: messenger RNA, 1560 nt
Organism: Trichoderma breve
Lineage: Eukaryota; Fungi; Ascomycota; Sordariomycetes; Hypocreales; Hypocreaceae
Product: amino acid permease domain-containing protein
Exons: 4
Coding region: 1-1560 (519 amino acids)
Biological process (GO): transmembrane transport
Cellular component (GO): membrane
Molecular function (GO): transmembrane transporter activity
Source: RefSeq, a predicted model, not a curated record